GCCAAAGCCUGGGCCACGUAUCAGGACUUCGUGGCUAUGCGUUGCUUGCGACUGCUUUAGAUCUACUCAGAUAUUGUGUGUUUCUUAUCAAUAUUGUUUUAUAAGUCCAAGAUGAGUAUAUAGGGUGGUCUAAAGUCAGUUAACCAAGAUAUAUUUAUUUUUAAGAAUGGUUAAAAUUGGUUUGGGACACUUACAAAGAAGCUGUUUCAAACUACUUAAUUAAUAAAGUUGAUAGAGACCGUUUAAUAUUAAAAGUUAUAAAAUUGAUUACAACAAUUUUAGAUCCGACCUGGGCUUCUGUAAAUAGAGGGCUACUGAUUUGCGACGAAUGUUGUAGCGUGCACCGUAGUCUUGGAAGGCACAUCUCUCAAGUCAAGAGUUUGAAGAAAGGAGCCUGGAGUCCCUCUCAAUUGGCUAUGGUUCACACACUGUAUAGUAGCGGUGCCAAUUCUAUAUGGGAAUACACACUCCUCGAUCCCGCUAACGUUAAGAGCGGGAGACGUAAACCUAAUCCCAAAGAUCCCGUACAUCCUUUAAAAGCUGAUUUCAUCCGUGCCAAGUAUCAAAAUAUGGCUUUUGUAUAUAGACCGAGUAGAGACGAAAGUCCCCAGUUAGACGAUAUAAAUAAGCAACUACAUUCGAGUGUAAGGACACCAAAUGUCGAAACCACGUUAAGGUUAUUAUCAUUAGGUGCUAAUCCCAAUUAUAAGCAUCCGGACAAAAAAAAUUCUCCACUUCACAUGGCGGCUAAGUGCGGACAGUCUUCCCAAAUUGAAUUACUGAUAGUUUACGGUGCUGAUGCCGCCGCUACUGACGAAGAUGGCAAAACGCCUGUCGACUAUGCUAGAGAUGCCGGCCAUCAUGAUUUGGCCAAUAAGUUAGUCGAAUUUCAGUUUGAAUUAACGGACAGGCUGGCUUACUAUCUUUGCGGUCGGAAACCAGAUCAUCAGUUUGGUCAACAUUUUAUUAUUCCUGAAAUGGCCGACAGUUUAGACUUAUCCGAAUUAGCGCACGCAGCUAAAAAGAAAUUACAAGCGUUACCAAAUAACCUUUUUGAAGAGUUAGCAAAAGACGUUUAUGACGAAGUUGACAGAAGAGAAACAGAUGCAAUUUGGCUUUCGACACAGAAUCAAAGUGCAUUAGUAACCGACAGGCAAACAGUUCCUUUCCUUCCAGUCAAUCCCGAAUUUUCUUCUACAAGAAACCAAGGUCGACAAAAAUUGGCAAGGUUCAACGCGAGAGAAUUUGCAACAUUAAUUAUAGAUAUACUAAGUGAAGUUAAACGUCGACAGCAGGGUUUACCUUCGACUAGCAACUAUAAUCCCAAGGAAAAAAAUGUAGAGCAAAGAGGAAGGGAGAGAAAUGCAAAGAAAGACAAUGGGGAUACAAAAGGAAACGUAAGUGACGAUGAACCGUUAUACGAUAGUGUAGCUUCAGACGAAGAAAUUGCAGACGAAAAGGUUUCGGCAGAAACUAAAGAGAAAAACGGAAAUGAUCGGUCAGAAGUAAGUAUGUUGCAGAGCGUAACAUCUUCCGAUCUCUCAGAUGGCCCGAUAACAUUAGAGGAGUAUCUAGUUGUGAAAAAGCAGUUGGCGACUUCGGAAGCGCAUGUACAUCAUCUCAUGCAAAACAACAAAGAUAUGAAACAAGAGAUAUCGCUGUUACAGAAUAUGAUACAAAAACUAAUGCAAGAAAAUUCACAUUUGAGAUCAUUUGUUCAAUAUGGCAGUUUCGACACUCACCAAUCCAACUUGCCAAACGGAUACGAAGUUCAAACGGGGCAUUCACACCCGGCGAGUAACCCGCCCACCGCCGCAAAUGAAGUCGUGUCGGUCAGAUCGCCUCGGGGUUCUCCCCGGUCAAGUCAGAGACCCCAGUCUAUGUAUGAACCGAGAGAAAGACAACAGUUUCAACACCACUUGUGGAAUGCCAAUUUUUCAUACAACAGUUCGAUUUCAGGAAGCAACAUUCCUCGAGAUGAUAGCGGAAUUGGCCACAUACAUUCUAGUCAUUCGUCGAGAAAUAGCGGUGAUUACGAUAAUACAAUACCUCCUAUUAAUAGUAACAGUCCGUGUCUCCAAAGUCGAAGUGGAUCUCUCAGUCCUCCGUUUGAGAUUUCGAACGCCAUGACUCAUUACGACUCGUUAUUACAACAAAAAGUGACGGAAAAAUUACCAACGCAAGAUGAAGUCAUUCGUAAAACCGAACAGAUUACAAAGAAAAUACAAGAAUUAUUGAUUUCUGCUCAAGAGGGAAAGCAAGAAAGUUUCAUUCCGUGUUCGGAGAAAGUUUACCGGGCGGUGUUGGAAAUGGCAAGCAUUUUCCCUCAGAAUAUAAAAGAAGAAAAUAUUCACGUAGCAUUAAAGCAGUUAAUUGGAAGUGCCUUUCGACUGCAGGCCGAGUGCAAGAGUUUGUUAUGCAAGCACCAUCCGCCAAUAGACCACCGAUUUAUCACCCAGCAGGUAAUACAGUGUGCCUACGACAUUGCCAAAGCAGCCAAACAGCUCGUUACGCUUUUCCAGUGAAGAACCGAAUCGCAGACAAAACUUUUAUACGAGUUAUUUUUCAAAUUGCCAAAAAUUUGGAAUUUUACCGACUGGCCAAGAGCGGAAGCCAUUCUGGAUCCAACGUUCUCCGAUGCGUAACGUCGACGUUAUGGAACCUAUUUUGCUUCCCAUCGAUGCGCGUUGCCCUCGUUUACAUUUAUUUAUAAGACAAGAAAAAAAAAAAAAAGGCAAAAAUUCAAAUCUGCUUUAAGGAAAUUUGUGUACAUUAUACAUUUUUUUU
Molecule: messenger RNA, 2787 nt
Organism: Centruroides sculpturatus (bark scorpion)
Lineage: Eukaryota; Metazoa; Arthropoda; Arachnida; Scorpiones; Buthidae
Product: ARF GTPase-activating protein GIT2-like
Exons: 18
Coding region: 417-2525 (702 amino acids)
Biological process (GO): brain development; regulation of ARF protein signal transduction
Molecular function (GO): protein binding; GTPase activator activity
Source: RefSeq, a predicted model, not a curated record